AUGGUGGUUAUCAAGAUGAACCAAGAUGCACAUAUAAGAGCAGCAAUUAACCAAAAGUUGAUAGAAGCUGGAGAAAGAGAAUGCCUCAAAAAGUUGCUGAGAGCUACAUUAGCUGAGGGUGGCUGGAAGAAUCAGCUGAAGGCACACUAUAAAGAGGUAAUUAAAGAAAAAGGACGAGAACACGUCACUGUUGAUGACUUGGUGGCUGAAAUCACUCCAAAAGGCAGAGCGCCAGUACUUGACAGUGUAAAGAAGGAACCUCUACAAAGAAUAAACACAUUCUUUGCUCAGCAUGCCAGUCUUUAGGGGUGAAUUAGAAUGUGUUGUUCUGUGGAUUUAUUUCUGAAAGUAAAACUUGCCAUAAAUUCGAAAUUGAUUU
Psammomys obesus (fat sand rat) is the source of this 379-nucleotide messenger RNA. RefSeq names its product transcription and mRNA export factor ENY2-like. Lineage: Eukaryota; Metazoa; Chordata; Mammalia; Rodentia; Muridae. The coding region runs from base 1 to 306 and encodes 101 amino acids. Gene Ontology annotation, biological process: poly(A)+ mRNA export from nucleus; regulation of transcription by RNA polymerase II; positive regulation of DNA-templated transcription. Gene Ontology annotation, cellular component: DUBm complex; SAGA complex; nuclear pore. The record is from RefSeq and is a predicted model, not a curated record. The transcript has a single exon. Gene Ontology annotation, molecular function: chromatin binding; transcription coactivator activity.